AUGUCUACUCCAACUACACCAGUCGAUCAAUUUCAAACAACUGAUGAUGUUGAUUCCAUUCCUCAUAUGAAGAUCCAAUCAAACAACGUUUGGUUUAAUCCAAACUUGGUGGUUUAUCCUGAAGAACUCAAGAUGAUGGGUCAACGCUUGAACGAUUUUCUUUGUUUGCACGCUUUAUCAUCUUCCGUUUGUAAUUCUGAUGCAAUGAUGGAGUCUAAAGGAACAAAGAAGUUGUUAAAGAAGCAAUUUAUUCAGAUUCUCCACUUACCGGCUGCUGGUCCGUUUGAAGAACCAACUCCUAAACAGGAACCUAUUCAACUAUCAACAUUUGAAAGCGAAGGGAAUGUAGGUGAUAAUGAUAAAAUAAUGCAUGACAAUACUUCUGUUUCACCACGAAGGGAUGUCUCUGUCAAGUUAAAUAUCGAGGAGACAAGAAACUCGGAUGUCACUGUGAACACAUCAAAUGUGGAUACAAACAUCAAAAAUAGUGAAACACCUUCGACUUCUAUUCAUGAUUCAAAUACUCUCAUUCCACCUAAAGGUCCUACUUCUAAAUCCCAUCCAUAG
This is a messenger RNA of Lactuca virosa, 567 nucleotides long. The record is from the annotation of a GenBank genome assembly. NCBI's taxonomy places the organism in Eukaryota, Viridiplantae, Streptophyta, Magnoliopsida, Asterales, Asteraceae.